Messenger RNA from Apus apus (common swift), 654 nucleotides. Its product is annotated as proline-rich protein HaeIII subfamily 1-like. Lineage: Eukaryota; Metazoa; Chordata; Aves; Apodiformes; Apodidae. The record is from RefSeq and is a predicted model, not a curated record. The coding region runs from base 1 to 654 and encodes 217 amino acids. The transcript has 3 exons.
AUGGCGGGGCGGCCCGGGCCCGCGGGGACGGGCUGCCGCACCCCCCGGGGCCUAUGGGGAAUGGGCCUCCCACCCCCCCGGGCUGACCUGAGCGGCCUGUGGCAGCCCCCCAGCCGGGUGUGUCCCCCCGACGCCAGCAGCCGCAGCGCUGGCCGCUCUGCCGGUCCCGGCGCAGCUCAGAGCUACUUCAGGCAGCUGCGGCGCCAGAAACGCCGAACAAACCCAGGUUACGCAGAGCGCGGAAACCCCCCGCUCCGCCUCCGCUCGCAAGCCGAGCAGCCAGCCCAACGGCCCAGCCCUGCCACGGCCCGGCACCACCGGCGGUACCGGCCCCCGAACCCCCCGGCACCACCGGGCGGUACCGGCCCCCGAACCCCCGAACCCCCCGGCACCACCGGGCGGUACCGGCCCCCGAACCCCCGAACCCCCCGGCACCACCGGCGGUACCGGCCCCCGAACCCCCCGGCACCACUGGGCGGUACCGGCCCCCGAACCCCCGAACCCCCCGGCACCACCGGGCGGUACCGGCCCCCGAACCCCCGAACCCCGCCCGUGCUGCCGCCGGGCGCCGGCAGGGGGCGCGGGCUGCGCGUGACGAUCCCAGUGCCGUGUGUGCCCGAAGGCCCCAGGAAGCAGCGCCAGGGCAGGCGUUAA